UAGACAAUCUAUACCGUAUACUAGUCUCCGCAAAACCGCAUUGAAAAGUUCGCAUUUUGUAUUGCUUUUUUACAUUAUGUUAAAGAGAAUUAUAUUUCUUGACUUUUUUGUAUAAGAGCGAUGUCAAUCAAAUUACAAAUAAAUAUUCCCAUUCAUUACCUUUGACCUGUAGUUACCAUGUGAUCUACAAAACAGUGAUGACCUCUCUUGCUAGCUAGCGGUAGCUAACCAGCGGAACUUAUGCUAAAUUUUCCCAAUUGUAGACAACAUUUCAUACAAUGGAUCAGACUAAACAAGAGGAGGAAUAUGGAUACGACUUAUUCCCGGAGAGGAAUACGGGAAAGUACAAGAAGGGAUCAAUCGGGGAGAGUCUGUUUACUUUCAACCACAAGUGUCAGGUCAUGUUACAGUUCGCAAUGGAAACUAGUCCAUAUGCCAAACUCCUCCUCAGUGCCAUGAAAAGUUCAGGAUGUAAUUUAAACUUGAACAGACAAAUGAAAAAGCAACAAGAUCACUACUUUACUUUCUCCUCUCAACACAGCAAAGUGUUGAAAGAGCGACAUUUCUCCUGUGAAGAUUGUGACGGGACGGUAAGCGGUGGCUUUGACGCAGCUUCUUCUCAAAUCGUUUUGUGUCAGAACAACAUCCACCAGCAGUCCCAUAUGACACGAGUGGUCACACAUGAGCUAAUUCAUUCCUUUGACCACUGUCGGGCCCACGUGGACUGGUUCAACAACUUCAGACAUCUGGCUUGUUCUGAGAUUCGGGCAGCUAACCUCAGUGGAGACUGCACCUUUAGCAAUGAAGUCGCCAGAUUUAACUUCGGCUUGAAGCAGCAUCAUCAGGAAUGUGUCAGAGGCCGUGCCCUUCGCUCCAUCCUGGCUGUAAGGAACAUCAGCCGAAAGGAGGCAGAGAAAAUAGUGGAUGAAGUCUUCGACACGUGUUUCAACGACCACGCACCAUUUGGACGAAUCCCACACAGCAAGAAGGAUGCUGGGUUUGCCAACAGAGAUUAUGAGAACAGAGAUCGAUAUUAUGCAAACCUUUAGUGUUGUCACCUUCUCAUUUAACUAAGUGUGACUGGCAGUGGCGCUGACAAGAGCUUGGCAGCGUCAGGGCUGUGGUCAGCAUAAAACCCUCAACAGAAUGACAGUGUGUCGAAAAGGAUCAUAUCCCUUCAGAAGGGAUUUUCAGAGAAUGAUUUGUCCUUGGAACAGGAAAGCAAAGGAAGGACCUACAGUACAUUUCAUUUUCUACCUUUUGGACACUAAUUCGGUAUAAAGGGAUUGUAAGGAGUGAUUUUGCUCUUGAAGUAAAGUAUUAGUUGAGGCCCCAGUGAUUUAUUUGUAAUUUGUUUUUAGGUGAUCUAUGGGUGCUUUUAAGGAAAUACAGGAUUUCCUUUGACUGUCCUUUUGUUGCCAUAUUGACCUUCACUAAUUUCUUGUAAAUAGAGCUGAUUGUGCUUAAAUUAAACAGAAUCAACUUGUGUAUGAAUUAAAGUUUGAUUCCUCUGAAA
Molecule: messenger RNA, 1516 nt
Organism: Siniperca chuatsi (mandarin fish)
Lineage: Eukaryota; Metazoa; Chordata; Actinopteri; Centrarchiformes; Sinipercidae
Gene: atp23
Product: ATP23 metallopeptidase and ATP synthase assembly factor homolog
Exons: 6
Coding region: 279-1049 (256 amino acids)
Biological process (GO): mitochondrial protein processing; mitochondrial proton-transporting ATP synthase complex assembly
Cellular component (GO): extrinsic component of mitochondrial inner membrane
Molecular function (GO): metalloendopeptidase activity
Source: RefSeq, a predicted model, not a curated record